AAAAGCCCUCGGAAAUGUCGCGUGUGUUUUUUUUAUUCAGGAAAGAGAAACUACAGAUUCAAGUUUCAAAAUGUUACCAAACAAAUCGCUGACUGAAGAACGACACAAAGCGCGCCAGCAUUAUCGGAUUUACUAGCUUCGAUUCUGUCUAUACUGGAGGAAUUUCUGUGUGAAUUGUAACGCUGUAAAUGAACACAGCAGGUUUAAACGGUCUAUAACUGAUGGAGAAUUAAGUACAUUUGUGCCUAUUGUCAACUAGGUUUGUUCGUGUGUUUAGUUCACGAUUGUAGCUCGUAAUCGAUUAAUCGGACCGCGACUGUUGAUCAGAGAGGAAGGUGUGGGUCCAGAAUGACUCUGGCAGUGUUUUUUGGUUGUGCCUUCAUAGCGUUUGGUCCCGCUUUCGCCCUGUUUGUUUUCACUGUCGCCAAAGAUCCUUUAAGAGUCAUCAUUCUGAUCGCAGGGGCGUUUUUUUGGCUUCUGUCUCUGCUAUUGUCUUCUCUGGUCUGGUUCAUCGCUGUGAAGGCCAGUAACUCUCAGGAUCCCAGUCUUCCCAGGGGUCUGCUGAUUUUUGGGGUUUUCUUUUCAGUUUUGCUCCAGGAAGUGUUUCGCUUUGCCUACUACAGACUGCUCAGGAAGGCCACUGAGGGUCUGGCAGCCAUUAGUGAUGAUGCCAGUUCGGCCAUUUCCGUCCGGCAGAUGGCUUACGUGGCUGGAUUGGGUUUCGGAGUCAUGAGCGGUGCAUUUUCAAUGAUCAACAUACUGUCUGACUCUCUGGGUCCUGGGACGGUUGGCAUCUUUGGAGACUCGCAGUAUUACUUCAUUACAGCAGCACUGAUGACUCUGGCGCUGACGCUGCUGCACACGUUUUGGGGCGUCCUGUUCUUUGAGGGCUGUGAGAAGAGCAGCUGGUGGGUCAUUGCUGUCGUCGUCAGUCUUCACCUGUUAGUCGCUGGCCUGUCUCUCUUGAACCCGCUGUAUGAAGGCAGUCUGCCUCCAGUGUAUUGCAUUACUCUGCUGAUGGGCAUCUGGGCUUUCUUCUCGUCUGGAGGAUCCCUGCAAAACCUCAGUGCACUCUGCACACGCCGGAAAGCUGAAGCAGAGUCUUCAUAAGAUGCUUUUAGUCGUCCCCAGUGAGACCCAGGACAACAAACGGCCAAGUCUGAGGCUGCUCGACUGAAUGGCAGCGGUUUAUGAAAGAGCACAUUCACCAGCUCAAAGCCCCGAGGGGACCUAGACACGUCUCCUCCGGCGUCUCGGCCGCGCAGACUGUCUCUCAAACGCUGUAAAUAGCUUGAUCUGAAUGCAAAUCAAUAAGACGGAUCUGUAAUGUUCUUUUGUUUUGAAAGCAACAUUCUCUGGGUCUUGUGAAUGGUUGUGGUUUUGAACUUACUUUGUCGGUACAUUUCUGAAUCAAGCCUUAUUGUCGGCCCGCUUUAAGGGUAGGAGUGAAACCUGAGCACCUUCAAGCCCAAAGUAUACCUCUUUUUUAUUUAUGUGUACACUAUGCACACUAUCAAACAGACUUUACUGUAAAUUUUAUUUGAUAUUCGUCAAAUCCUAGAAAAGAGUUAUUAGUCAGAUCACUUUGGUUUGAGCAAGUUACCGAAUAUCCUUUUCUGCUCACAAUUAAGAGAUUAUUUAACACUACGUCUUUAAUGCUUAAUUUUUUGAAGUGUAGGCUGUUUUUACAAUAAAAUAGUAAUUUGUACACUGUUUAUUUUUAUUAAAAUAAAUAACUUUAUUUUAUUAAAUGUCAUGCUAA
Messenger RNA from Danio rerio (zebrafish), 1762 nucleotides. RefSeq names its product zgc:114200. Gene Ontology annotation, biological process: protein processing; Notch signaling pathway; proteolysis. The record is from RefSeq and is marked provisional. Lineage: Eukaryota; Metazoa; Chordata; Actinopteri; Cypriniformes; Danionidae. Gene Ontology annotation, cellular component: membrane; gamma-secretase complex.